GGAGGGGGCAUGACAUUGUCCUAAUAUCCCUGUUCCAUCCAUGAAAUUGGUGGGGAGGGGACUGGGGGCAUCCAUUCCUUCCAGGCAUGCCCACCCUAGAAUUCUGGCUGGGAGAGGCUGGGCUGUGACCGUCCACAUACCCACCUGGUGGCACCUGCUGCAUGAACACGCACCUCACAUAGGUAUCAGCCCAGCUCACCAUCUCCCACCAGUACACGGCAUUUUGCGUCCUACAUGAAUCAUCUAGUUUUGCCUCUUUUGCUGCAUCCUUUCCAUUUCUGGACUUUUGCUUGGAUAGUGCUUCCUCCAUGAAGCCUCCCUUGAUUUCCUCCAUCAAGAGCAAUCACUGGAGCAUCUUCCACUGCUCCUACUUCUUUAUGUUGUGUUUGCCUGGUUACUGCUAGCGACCUGAAGAGACUGCCGUUUCUGCUGGAUGGCCCUGCUACCCCAACGCUGCGAGUUUGGGGGCCUCCUGCAGUUCCUUCUUUGUCCACUAGAUGGCACAAGAUACCCGUGUCUGGGCCCAUUGAUCCGCGAAUUCAGGGCACCCUUGGGGUCUUUCCCACCUGCAGCUGGCAAGCAGGGGGGCCUUUAGAGAGGAUCCCUACCCCCUGCCCCCUAGCCUGGAAAACUGAAGCCCGGAGAGGGAGAGGACCUGACUGAGGCCACACACGUUAACAGUAGAGUUCAGACUCCCAGCCUGCCGCAGGCUGUUUCCCCAGUGUGGAGUAGGCUGCCCGCAUACCCUGCUCCAGUCGACCCAGGCCUUCCUGCAGCCCCUGCUGGGCGUCUGGCUGAGCUGAGACCCCAGGGUGGGCUGGCAGGCUGAGGAGUGUUGGGCCACCUGCCCGCCGCUGUUGGUCACAUGCUGGCUGAAGGGCUGCCUGGUUCAGUCUCCAGUUAGAAGUUGGCCCUAACUUGGGCAGUGUGCUGGCCACACCUCCCCAGGGAAACUGAGGCAGAAGCACUCCACCCCAGGGUCCCAGGAUAUGGUCCCCCUGACAGCAGUCCCUGCGCAAGCCCACUCGUCAGGUUAUAAAGGCUGCUUACACCCAGAUGGCUGAUCCCCGGCCCUGGGAGGAGGAGGUCCCUCCCCAUCUGGGAGGAGAAUGACCCCCCACCCCUAACCAGGGGAGCUGGAGAGUCUGGCCAAGGUUUCAGGGGACUGGAACAUCCUGGAAUUGGGGCAGGGCCAGUUUGGAAGGUCUCUGCUGUGGGCAGUGGAGGGGCAGAGAACAAGGCAGAGAUGGAAAGGCCUUGGCCAAGGCGUUCUAGCAGGGCUAGAGGCAGGGCUGGGCUGAGCUCCAUCACUGGUCUCUCUGGGCAGCCCCUUGCCCACCUCCAGGCCAGCCCCCUGCUGAAGGAGGCAUGUGUGAGUGAAGGGAAAUGGAGACAGGGAGGUAGAGUUGUAGGUCUCUAGGACCUGUCAUGCUGACCCAAGAAGCCAAGCCUGUUUCCAUUUCAGGAUUGAGGUAGGGGAGGAGGGUGGGGUCCCCAUAUUCCCAAGAAGGCCCAGAAGCAAAGGAGGGUCCCAGAAAGGGGCAGGGCUGAGCUGGACCCAUUCUCAGCCUGCUCUGUGGCCUAGGCCAGGUCCUUUCCUCCUCUUUGAGUCCCCCACAACUUACCAGAGGGUCCAGGCCAGUCCAUGUGGGAGGCCCAACCUGCAGGAGUUGUUAGAAUCCUGGGAAUUCAAACUCCAGCUCAAGAUUAAAAUCUCUUUAGUGCCCAGGGCCUCAGGUUCUGAGUGUAGGGUUCUGGGGUGGGGUGAGGUGGGAACUGUUCUGGAGCAGGGAGCAUGGGGAGAUCUUGUCACUCACCCCAGAUUCAGGUUCUCAGUACCAUUUCCCGUUUGGCCCUCUUCUAUGGCUUUCUGUGGCCCCCCCCCCCGCCCCGCUGCUUCCCAGUCAGCAUUCAGGGCAGGUGGAGUGAGCUCUGAGAGAGCACAGGUGUCUGCAGGGCCUUUGGGGUAUGAGGUCCCUGGGAAGAACCAUCACUGACCUGGUGAAGCUCUGGACCCUGAGUCUCUGGAAGUACUGGAGGCCUGAGGGAGGCAGGGCAAGGGGAGGUUCCCUCAGCAUGGGGUCCCCUAAUGCCCUUGUCCCCUACCCCAAAGCAAGCCUGGUGAGCUGAGAUGGGGCCUGUAGAUGUGGCGAGAGGCUGGGGUGGCUGGAAGCCAGAGGGGGACAGGCCUGGGUGGAAGAGGCUGGGCAGUCAUCUCUUGCUGGCUCUAUGAAGUGUUGCCAGACCUCAAACACCAGCCUAGGACAUGGUGCCCCCUCUGGCCGAGGCUUCAGGAGGCUGGAACAUCCUGGAAUUGGGGCAGGGCCAGUUUGGAAGGUCUCUGCUGUGGGCAGUGGAGGGGCAGAGAACAAGGCAGAGCCCAGCUCGGCCUCUACCCAGCCCAUCAACCUCGACCUCUGAUCCCUGACCUCCCUUCCAGGCUCUCUCCCCACUUGUCACUUUGCUGGAGCCUGAGGACCUGUAUUUGUGGACAUCUCUGUACACAUGGCCCGUGCCCCAGCUGGGAAGGUCUUCUCAAUGGAGAGUUAGCUGGCCAGUGUGACACAAAGGCCUGCACUGGGCCAACAAGGUGGAAGGAGAAGUGGCAGGUGGACGGCAAGGCCCCGGCCUCCUUCUCUCCCCCGUCCCUCUUCCCGCCCAGGACUGGGUGGAGCCACUGCCUUAUAAGUGGUGGCCUGGUGGCAGCAGAGCAAACUACAGCCGGCGGCCAGCAGGACCAGAGGGCGGCUCUGCAGGCAGGCGGCAGCGGUGCCCUCAGUUCCCCAGCAUGGCCCCCUCGGCCUGGGCCAUCUGCUGGCUGCUAGGGGGCCUCCUGCUCCAUGGGGGUAGCUCCGGCCCCAGCCCUGGCCCCAGUGUGCCCCGCCUGCGGCUCUCCUACCGAGACCUCCUAUCUGCCAACCGCUCUGCCAUCUUUCUGGGCCCCCGGGGCUCCCUGAACUUCCAGGCCAUGUACCUAGAUGAGUACCGGGACCGCCUCUUUCUGGGUGGCCUGGAUGCCCUCUACUCUCUGCGACUGGACCAGGCGUGGCCAGAUCCCCGGGAGGUCCUGUGGCCGCCGCAGCCAGGACAGAGGGAGGAGUGUGUUCAAAAGGGAAGAGAUCCUUUGACAGAGUGUGCCAACUUCGUGCGGGUGCUGCAGCCUCACAACCGGACCCACCUGCUAGCCUGUGGCACUGGGGCCUUCCAGCCCACCUGCGCCCUCAUCACAGUGGGCCACCGUGGGGAGCAUGUGCUCCACCUGGAGCCCGGCAGUGUGGAAAGCGGCCGGGGGCGGUGCCCUCACGAACCCAGCCGUCCCUUUGCCAGCACCUUUGUAGGCGGGGAGCUGUACACGGGUCUCACCGCUGACUUCCUGGGGCGAGAGGCCAUGAUCUUCCGAAGCGGAGGUCCUCGGCCAGCUCUGCGUUCUGACUCUGACCAGAGCCUCUUGCACGACCCCCGGUUUGUGAUGGCCGCCCGGAUCCCUGAGAACUCUGACCAGGACAAUGACAAGGUGUACUUCUUCUUCUCAGAAACUGUCCCCUCGCCCGAUGGUGGCUCGAACUAUGUCACUGUCAGCCGCGUGGGCCGCGUCUGUGUGAAUGAUGCUGGGGGCCAGCGGGUGCUGGUGAACAAAUGGAGCACUUUCCUCAAGGCCAGGCUGGUCUGCUCAGUGCCCGGCCCUGGUGGUGCCGAGACCCACUUUGACCAGCUAGAGGACGUGUUCCUGCUAUGGCCCAAGGCCGGGAAAAGCCUUGAGGUGUAUGCGCUGUUCAGCACUGUCAGUGCCGUGUUCCAGGGCUUCGCCGUCUGUGUGUACCACAUGGCAGACAUCUGGGAGGUCUUCAACGGGCCCUUUGCCCACCGAGAUGGGCCUCAGCACCAGUGGGGGCCCUAUGUGGGCAAGGUGCCCUUCCCCCGCCCUGGCGUGUGCCCCAGCAAGAUGACUGCGCAGCCAGGGCGGCCUUUUGGCAGCACCAAGGACUACCCAGAUGAGGUGCUGCAGUUUGCCCGAGCCCAUCCCCUCAUGUUCUGGCCUGUGCGGCCUCGGCAUGGCCGCCCUGUCCUUGUCAAGACCCACCUGGCCCAGCAGCUACACCAGAUCGUGGUGGACCGCGUGGAGGCAGAGGAUGGGACCUACGAUGUCAUCUUCCUGGGGACUGACUCAGGCUCCGUGCUCAAAGUCAUGGCCCUCCAGGCAGGGGGCUCAGCUGAACCCGAGGAAGUGGUUCUGGAGGAGCUCCAGGUGUUUAAGGUGCCAACAGCUAUCACUGAAAUGGAGAUCUCUGUCAAAAGGCAAAUGCUGUAUGUGGGCUCUCGGCUGGGUGUGGCCCAGCUGCGGCUGCACCAGUGUGAGACUUACGGCACUGCCUGUGCAGAGUGCUGCCUAGCCCGGGACCCAUACUGUGCCUGGGACGGUGCCUCCUGUACCCACUACCGCCCCAGCCUCGGCAAGCGCCGGUUCCGCCGGCAGGACAUCCGGCAUGGCAACCCUGUCCUGCAGUGCCCGGGCCAGAGCCAGGAAGAGGAGGCAGUGGGACUUGUGGCGGCUACCACGGUCUACGGCACGGAGCACAACAGCACCUUCCUGGAGUGCCUGCCCAAGUCUCCCCAGGCUGCUGUCCGCUGGCUCUUGCAGAGGCCAGGGGAUGAGGGGCCUGACCAGGUGAAGACGGACGAGCGAGUCUUGCACACGGAGCGAGGGCUGCUGUUCCGCAGGCUCAGCCGUUUCGAUGCGGGCACAUAUACCUGCACCACUCUGGAGCAUGGCUUCUCCCAGACUGUGGUCCGCCUGGCUCUGGUGGUGAUUGUGGCCUCACAGCUGGACAACGUGUUCCCUCCGGAGCCAAAGCCAGAGGAGCCCCCAGCCCGGGGAGGCCUGGCUUCCACCCGACCCAAGGCCUGGUACAAGGACAUCCUGCAGCUCAUCGGCUUUGCCAAUCUGCCCCGGGUAGAUGAGUACUGUGAGCGCGUGUGGUGCAGGGGCACCAUGGAAUGCUCAGGCUCCUUCCGGAGCCGGAGCCGGGGCAAGCAGGCCAAGGGCAAGAGCUGGGCAGGGCUGGAGCUAGGCAAGAAGAUGAAGAGCCGGGUGCAUGCUGAGCACAAUCGGACACCCCGGGAGGUGGAGGCCACGUAGAAGCGGGCAGAGGAGGGGUGGUCAGAAUGGGCUGGGGGAGCCCACUAGCAGCCCCCAGCAUCUCCCACCCACUGGCUAGGGCAGAGGGGGUCAGGACGUCUGUUUGCCUCUUAGAGACGGGUGUCUCUGCCCCCACACUGCUACUGGGCCACCUACAGAAAAGACUGGGGUCUGAUGGAGGGGCCGGCUGCUUGAGGCCUGUUCCCUGCCCCUCUCUGUGCUCUCAGACCCAGCUGGAGCCAGCACCCUUUGGCCGCUGGCAGCCCCGAGGGAUCUGCCAUUUGUUCUCAGAGAUGGCCUGGCUUCCGGAGCACAUUUCCGGGUGUGCCCAGAGGCAAGAGGGUUGGGUGGUUCUUUCCCAGUCUACAGAACAAUGGCCAUUCUGAGUGACCCUCCGAGUGGGUGUGUGGGUGGGUCUAGGGGGUGUCCCGGUAGCGGGCUCUCAGGGAGCCAGAGGAGGGAGGAAAUGGCCUCUAAGCUAGCACCCCGCAAGAAGAGCCUACCUGACCGACUUGGGGAGGGAACAUGGAGGUGUUAGGAAGGUGGAGCAACAAUGCACCUCCCCUCCUGUCAUGCCCUGAUAUCUUGGUGGCUCUCUGCCACUGCCCACCGCCUCUUCUCCAUCUGAGAAUCAGAGAGAGGCAUAGAUAAUCUAGAGGCAUGGACUGCUAGAGUCCCCAGGGAUCUGGGUUGGUCAGGGCUCAGGCUUCACUUUGUAAACCAGGUGGGGGCAUCUCACAGCCUGACUUCCUUUCCCCAGGCCAGGGUUGCUGGGAUACCUGCCCCUCCUGAGAGGACCCCCUCCCCACUGUCAGGCUCUCCAUUCCCACGAGCGGGGAGGGGUGGGUUUUGGGGGAUUGUUGUCCCUUGUGUCUGUGGACUAGAGAUAGGGCGGGGGAGCUGGGGAAGGGUGCAGGCGGGAAGAGUGGGCUGUCUUUCCCAUGGUGAUGCAAGCAUGCCACAGCCCUGGAGGCUGGGAAUGUGGAGGCUCUGUGAGCCCUGCAGUCCUCAGAAUCAGGGCCAGGGAUGCAGAAGAUUGAGAGGAUAUGGAGAUGGACAGAGGGCAGGAGACCCUUAGGAUAGACUGUGGGACCCAGGCAGGAACAGGUGUCCACAAGGACUCAGGAUGGCAUCAGUUAGCUCAGAAGCCACCUGUAAGACCCCGUGUUUCCAUCUCUGGAAUCUCUGUUUUAUGCUAAAUGGAUUUAGGAAGACUGUUUUUCUUUUAAGGGGGAAACAAGGUAGAGAAAAAAACGAAGUGUAAGUCCUGCUGAUUCUUGGGGGGAAAGAUCGGACGGCAAGGAUGCAUUCUGCCGGGGCAUGUAGCGGAGGUGUUUUUGCCAUCAGCAGUUUCUCAGGCUGGGGAGCACAGAGCGGAGGAGGAGGACUAAAUGAAAAGUUGUUCCCAGCCUGCACAGGAACACGUUCAUGAUGCACAAAACUGACUGGAAAGAGAUAAGACCACCGGGUUUGAGAUUCCCUCCAUUAAAACAACCAAGACAAAGAAAGGAGGGGAAAAAAAGAUAAAAAGCAAGACAGGGUUCCCUGCCCCACUGAAACUCAAACCCAGACUGCCUACCCCUGGCACCUCCAGAGAACUGGGACCUGAAAUACCUGCUCCUUUCUCCCCUUUGACCAUGUAGUAAAUGAACCAGAAGCAGAGAUUAACCUAUCAACGCCCUGAGAAGCCUUCCAGCCUGCAGUGCUGUCUGCUGGGAGGUCAGCUGGUCAAAGCAGAGGAGGAGAGGAGGAAAGGAUAGGGGCUGAAGAGCAGAAGGGAGGGGAGACAGAGGGGAUUAAAGAGGGGAGGAGAGAGUGCGGAGCUCCAAGAAAGGGUGUCAGAGCUGCAGCCAGCUCUGCCCUCUACCCUAGGGAGGCCAGAAAGAAACAAACAGCCCUCUGGGCCUUUAGGCUAGACUCUGGCUUGGCAGGCUCCAGGCAGGGUCCUCUGGGAAGUUACUCUAGAAAAUGAAGGGAGGAGGAGCACAAGGUCCUCAGCAACGAACACCUGCACUUGGAAAAAGUGGACAGCUUCUGCCAACCGCACCCCACCCAUGGUACUGUAUGCUACUAACUCCUGGAAACGCCCUGUAUGUGCGAGUUCUAUUUUUGUAUUUGUAUGUUGAGAUGGGCUUUGUGGUUUCUCUGUUCUCAGAGCAUAUUUCUUGUAAUUACUAUUGUUAUUUUUAUUGUCAUGACUGCCCCUGAGCUCUGGUGAGAAAAGCCAAAUUUAUAAGGAAAGGGAUGAAGUUAAUAUUUGCAUCAUGUAAUUAUAUCAUUACUGUGUAUCUGUGUAUUGUACUAAAUGGACUGAUGCCAGCACAUGAGCUGAAAAUGAAGAGCCCUCCCAUCCAUUGCAUGAGAAAGAAGGUCACCCUGAGUGACCUCUGUUUCAUGAUUUCCCAAACAGGUUUUAGAGCUGGAAAAGGACUUAAAGAAAGAGACUGGGUGGUGCUUUCUAGAAAGGAGGAAGAUGGGUAUCAGGGGAAGGAAGGAGUUAGAGGGCUUUGUCUAUGAAGCCGAGAUUGCUCAUUAAAUGAGGAACAUCCUGGCC
Macaca mulatta (Rhesus monkey) is the source of this 7691-nucleotide messenger RNA. It is a transcript of the gene SEMA3G, whose product is annotated as semaphorin 3G. Gene Ontology annotation, molecular function: chemorepellent activity; semaphorin receptor binding. The record is from RefSeq and is a predicted model, not a curated record. Lineage: Eukaryota; Metazoa; Chordata; Mammalia; Primates; Cercopithecidae. Gene Ontology annotation, biological process: positive regulation of cell migration; neural crest cell migration; negative chemotaxis. Gene Ontology annotation, cellular component: plasma membrane.